This is a messenger RNA of Penicillium macrosclerotiorum, 801 nucleotides long. RefSeq names its product F-actin-capping protein subunit beta (gene cap2). Gene Ontology annotation, biological process: cell morphogenesis; barbed-end actin filament capping; actin cytoskeleton organization. The record is from RefSeq and is a predicted model, not a curated record. Gene Ontology annotation, cellular component: F-actin capping protein complex; cytoplasm; actin cortical patch. Gene Ontology annotation, molecular function: actin filament binding. Bases 1 to 801 code for a protein of 266 amino acids. The transcript is spliced from 3 exons. Lineage: Eukaryota; Fungi; Ascomycota; Eurotiomycetes; Eurotiales; Aspergillaceae.
AUGGCUGACGCACAAUUCGAUAGCGCACUCGACCUUCUUCGUCGUUUGAACCCGCGAGACACCAAGUCUAACCUGCAGGCCAUCACCUCAAUUGUCCCCGACCUGACCGAAGACCUCCUCUCCUCCGUUGACCAGCCCCUGGAGGUUCGCCGCUGCCCGCAGACCAGUCGCGACUACCUGCUCUGUGACUACAACCGCGACGGCGACAGCUAUAGAUCACCAUGGAGCAAUGAAUUCGACCCCCCGCUUGAGGAUGGCACAAUUCCCAGUGAGCGGGUGCGCAAGCUCGAGGUUGCGGCCAAUGAGGCCUUCGAUGUUUACCGUGAGCUCUACUACGAGGGGGGUGUCGGAAGCGUGUACUUCUGGGACUUGGACGAUGGAUUCGCUGGAGUAAUUCUGCUAAAAAAGGGUGUGACCCCCGGCUCCCAGAGCUCCGGUGAAUGGGACAGCAUCCACGUUUUCGAGGCCACCGACCGGGCACGCAUGUCCCACUACAAACUCACCAGCACGGUAAUUCUCCACCUUGCCAACGAGAGCGAUGCGCUAGGUGAGAUGGACCUGAGCGGUAACAUGACUCGCCAAGUGGAGGCCGAUUUGCCCGUCGAGUCCGACGCAAGCCAUAUUGCUAAUGUGGGCCGACUGGUUGAAGAUAUGGAAUUGAAGAUGCGUAAUCUGUUACAAGAGGUCUACUUUGGCAAGGCUAAGGACGUUGUUGGCGAGCUUCGCAGUCUGGCUCCGCUCUCAGAGACAAACCGGGACCGGGCGGCGCAGCUGGAGAUGAUCAAGUCGAUGCAGAAGUGA